This is a messenger RNA of Penaeus monodon (black tiger shrimp), 1036 nucleotides long. Its product is annotated as galactosylceramide sulfotransferase-like. NCBI's taxonomy places the organism in Eukaryota, Metazoa, Arthropoda, Malacostraca, Decapoda, Penaeidae. Gene Ontology annotation, cellular component: membrane. The record is from RefSeq and is a predicted model, not a curated record. The transcript is spliced from 4 exons. Gene Ontology annotation, biological process: glycolipid biosynthetic process. Bases 209 to 973 code for a protein of 254 amino acids. Gene Ontology annotation, molecular function: galactosylceramide sulfotransferase activity.
CGCCAGACGCAGCCUCGUGUUCGGGGCGCCCGGACGUGGCGCUUACCUGGGUCACCCGAAGCCGUACACCUCUGGCCUCGUCCGGCACACGCCCUUGGUGCCGCCCUGGGGUGACCGACGCGCAAACAUCAUCGCUCAUCACCUGCGUCUGAAGGAUCCUGAGGAGAUAUGCAAAAGCCUAAGCAAGGAUGCCGUGUGGAUCACCAUCAUGAGGGAUCCCUCGACCUCCUUCCAGUCUAUGUUCUCCUACUAUAACCUGGAGGAUGAGCUUCGCACGCCCCUCCUCCGCCUCUUGGAUUACCCUCGCACCAAGAUGAAUGCCUUCCCGCGCUACUUCGACCGCAUCGGGAGGAAUCAGGUGCUCUUCGACCUCGGAGUGGAGCCAGAGGACUUCGACUCCGCGGGCGUUGUGGAGGAAACCAUUAGGAAGGUGGAGCAGAACUUCCACUUGGUUAUGAUCGCCGAGUAUAUGGACGAAUCCCUCAUCCUCCUGAAGGACUUGCUGGGACUGAAGAUGCGUGACCUGGUGACCCUGAGACAGAGGGUCCGCCUCCGCCCCGGCAACGCCACGCAGGAAGCCCUCGAUCCGCGAAGGAGCGCCAAGCUGAGGGACUGGCUUCGGGGAGACCACCGGCUGCACCAGCACUUCACUGCGCGGCUGCUGGAACUCGUGGCACACUUCGGCAGGACUCGGAUGGACAAGGAGGUCGCUGAACUGAGGGCCUUGCGCGAAGACACGAGGAGGAGGUGCGGCGUGUCGGAAUACGCCAUGAGAGAUGACUCCAUCAGGAGCUACGGCAGGAAGGACCUCCCGCUUCUGGUGGGCUACAGGGGCACGGGAUCCAGCCUCUUCUGCAGGGCGCUGGUCAAGCCGAACGUCGCGCUGACCAGAGAGGUGGUACGGCGGCAGUUUCUGAGAUAUUUUCAAUAUUACUUCGGUGACGAGAAGUACGAGUUCUUCCCCGAGCCGUGAGGAACUGCCUCCGUGUGCACUUUUAUCGUAAAUAAAUUGUUCAUUUAUACUUUUACGACGUUU